Molecule: messenger RNA, 3081 nt
Organism: Trachymyrmex septentrionalis
Lineage: Eukaryota; Metazoa; Arthropoda; Insecta; Hymenoptera; Formicidae
Exons: 2
Coding region: 699-2987 (762 amino acids)
Source: RefSeq, a predicted model, not a curated record
UACGAGUCCAUAUGAGUCUGGUGCCAGUCAAGAGACAAAAAGACGGUUUCCGACGGAAGAUUGAUUCCAUAUCAACAGUUUAAAAAGACUGUAUUCUAAUAUCUUUUGGGAGAGCGGACGGCAAUAAAGCCGCAUGAUCCUAAGGCAUCAAGAAAAUAAGCUUAAUAAAGCGAUCUUAUAUCUUUCCAUCGAGACUGCAUAUUGGACACAUCAAAGGAAAAUCCGAGAAUUCGUUUCUGCAAAGAAAAGGAAACUGAAUUUAUAACUGAAGGAACCUUUCAGGGGACCUCUGUGGCUUGAAAGUUUUUGAGAAACGCUUUCGCUGCUGAUGCGGACUUGCAACAUAGUUGACAGUUUGAGCUCCUAAGCGAACACCAGAGGCAUAGCUAUUUCUCAUCAGAGACGUUUAUUUUUCUUUCUCUCUUUCUCGGAGUUGCAUUCACAGUUUUUACAUAUUGCAUUAAGUAAGAGACGCGCAUUGUAUACUUUAGAUAUAAGUACUAAGCAUUAUAAUAAGUUUAUUUUCUCGCAAUUAUUACACAAUCAGUAGUUAUUUAUUAGUCAUAAAUGACAUCUUCGGAUUGUCUUGUCUUUGUCGACCUCUGUUUGCUGAUUUGAUGGGCACAUUAUUCUCACAAUAACGACACACUUAUUAAUGUUAUGGUAUUUCUCAAUUUUUUUAUUUUUUGAUAAUCGAUAUGGAAUCGAGUGUUAAAUUGACCAAGAAACCCAAGCGAACGUUUUCAGUAGCUUGGCUCUCGGAUGUCCGGUACAAGUCGUGGAUACGAGAAGUACCAUCUGAUAAUACCCUUUAUUACUGCACUAUAUGCGAUAAAAGUUUUUCGUGUGGUUCAACACAUAUCUCGAGACACGCGGAAUCUGCGCAUCAUAAAAAUAAUAGUAAUAAGAAUUGCAGUAGCGAUGAUGAUAGUUUCUUAGAAAAAAAAUCUCGUAGAUCUAUAUUUCAACAGAAGUGGUUGGAUAGAGCGGAAUUUAAAAGCUGGUUACGCGAAGUACCACACGAUCCAAGUUUAUUUUUUUGUUUAAUGUGUGAUAAAUCUGCUGCUGGUGGUUUAUCGCAAAUCAUUCGUCACUCAAAAUCCAAAGCACAUAUAAAUAAAAAUAAAACUAAUUCUAUUGAAGUAAGUCAAUCGAAUAACAAUUCGCAAUCGAAUGACGACACGCAGGCUACGCAUAAUCGGGCUACGCAAACUGAAUUGCUUUCGUCGUUUGAAGAGCGUAAAAAAUCCGCAGAAAUUAGAUUUGCCGCGUUCAUUGCCGAUAAAAAUAUUCCCCACCAAAAUGCAAAAGAAAUUCUUAGUUUCUUCCGACAUGUAGGAGAAGAUCCUAAUGUGUUGAAAGCCAUGAGCAUGGGUCGUACGAAAUGUAAAAACAUCAUUACAAAUGUUUUGUGCCCAAUCGAGACAGAACGUGUGGUCAAUAAAAUUCAGAACACAAAAUUUACGAUAUUCAUCAAUGAAACGUCUGACAAUGAGAAAUGGAUGACUUUUCUCGUUCGUUAUGUUGAUCCGGACACAUUAGACAUUCGAUCACAACUAGUUAAACUAAUUGACAUUGAUGCCAAAGAUUCCAAUGCGGAAAAAUUGUUCCUUGCAUUUAAAUGCGAAAUGUGGAAGUUACAGAUAUUGUUUUUAAAUAUUGUCGCCUUGUCGUGUGACAGUGCGUCUACUAUGACAGGGAAACAUUUAUUAUUCAAAGAGAAAUUAGAAGAAGAAUGCCCGCAUUUGUUAACAUUUUCCUGUCCCUGUUAUGCCACCAUGUUAGCAGUUCAUGCUGCAUGCAAUGAAAUACCCAUAGCUUGCGAGGAAUUUAUUACAAAAAUUGGCGAUUAUAUUAACUGUAGUCCAAAAUGUUCAUCUGUUUUUUCUGAAUUUUGUGAAUAUUUCCAAGAAAAUAAUAAUAGACUAUCGCGAUUAAAUGAUACACGUUGGCGUUCUCAUUACUUAUGUGUAAAAAAACUUUUGGAAUCUUGGGACACAAUUAAACAUUUUCUUAAUCAAAUAUCUGUGAACGAGAAAACAAGAGCUGAAGAAUGCCUGUUGUCUAUGAUGGAUAAUAUAGAGUUAAAAGCUUAUUUUCUGUUCUUAGAGUACACAUUAAAUUUCUUCAACAAAUUCAAUACGUUUUUUCAAGCAUUAGAUACGCGAAUACAUAUUUUGCAGCCCAAAUCUUUGAACUUUCUUCUUCAAAUCUGCCAAAAUUUUUUAAAAGAAAAGCAUUUAAAACCUUUCUCUAAAAAUGUAGUAUUCUCUUUACAGGAGAAUCAAAAAGAUCUGCAUCAAAUUACGUUGGGAUUAGAAUGUGAAAAAUAUCUUCAGAAAUUAAUGGAGCAUGGGCACGAAGACGAAGUUGAAACAAUUCGAAAAAAUUGCUUAAAGUUUUACGUAACUGCUGCAGAAAACAUUCGUAAGACGUUGCCUGUGGACAAUGUGUUUUUAUCGAAAUUACAAGUUUUUAAACCUUCCUUACAUUUAUUCGAUAAUGAUAGAGAAACAUCAUUCGCCGAUGUUUCUUUUGUAGCUCAAACUAUUGGCGGUUUCGACGAAGACGGUUUAAAAAAGGAAUGGAUUGUACUGUCAUCAGAUUUUACAACAAACGAGAAACAAAGUCUCUCUAAAUUAAAUUUUGAUAAUAUGUGGAAAAAAAUUUUACGAUCUUCUUAUCCAAAUAAUAUGGCCAAAUAUCCAAAUCUAAUAAACAUUCUAAAUGCUAUUCGAUCACUUCCCAAUUCAAACAGCGAUCCGAAGACGAUGGUUUCCAUCGUGUAUGAUUUAACUUCGAAAAAACGCAACAAACUUUCGGCAGCUUCGGUUAAUGCCAUUUGCGUUUUUAAAUCUGCAUUGAAAGCAAGAGGAGAAACGUCAAUGAAUAUGACGAUCGAAGAAAAACAUUUGUCACUUAUGUCGUCAGACAAAUUAUAUGCUAGUGCUACUAAAGAGACUACAUUAUGUGAGACUGCAUUAUAAAUGAUUACUGGCGUGCUUUCUAAGUGACACAGACGACACAGUGUAAUACAAUGAAUCAUUACGUCCUUAUCGUUUGUCAAUGUUAAAUAAAGAU